AUAUUUAAAUCAUUAUCAGAAGUGGCUACCAUCAUUUCACUAUUAUAUGUGUGAAGUAAAAAUUCAUUUAGUUCAGCUCUUGGGAAAAGAUCCAAAAGAAUUGAUGGUAUUAUCCGAAGAACACCUCAAUAUGAAAAUAACAUAUUCAAAAGAACUUAUUAACCUAUAUGAAAUACUUGCUCCCUGUGAAGUAAGACUUCUUGGUACCUUAUGUUUUGAACUUCAUUCUGCUAUUGCUGAACAGACUAGACGGAUCUCCUCGCAAAUGAACACAACACCAAAAGCAUUAUUGGAAGAAUCCCUACAUUACGUUGAGAAAUGUGUAAAUUAUUUGCAGUAUGAAUCAAAUAUAUUUAUUGAAGGCCACAUAUUGCAACAGGCAAGAAUCAAUAGAGAUGCCUUAAAUAUGGUCUUAAAACUAUGAAAUGUUAUAUAUAAUAAAAAUGAAUAAACAUGU
This is a messenger RNA of Teleopsis dalmanni, 457 nucleotides long. RefSeq lists its product as uncharacterized. Bases 47 to 424 code for a protein of 125 amino acids. The record is from RefSeq and is a predicted model, not a curated record. The transcript has 2 exons. Lineage: Eukaryota; Metazoa; Arthropoda; Insecta; Diptera; Diopsidae.